Molecule: messenger RNA, 615 nt
Organism: Cyphellophora europaea CBS 101466
Lineage: Eukaryota; Fungi; Ascomycota; Eurotiomycetes; Chaetothyriales; Cyphellophoraceae
Exons: 3
Coding region: 1-615 (204 amino acids)
Biological process (GO): regulation of vacuole fusion, non-autophagic
Cellular component (GO): vacuole; fungal-type vacuole membrane; phagocytic vesicle
Molecular function (GO): GTP binding; GTPase activity
Source: RefSeq, a predicted model, not a curated record
AUGUCUGGAAGAAAGAAGGUUCUGCUGAAGGUUAUCAUCCUCGGUGAUAGUGGUGUCGGCAAGACAAGCUUAAUGAACCAAUAUGUCAACAAGAAGUUCUCUACCUCCUACAAAGCCACAAUCGGCGCCGACUUCCUGACCAAAGAAGUGACCGUCGACGACCGCAUCGUGACCCUGCAACUCUGGGACACUGCUGGCCAGGAACGUUUUCAGUCCUUGGGCGUCGCCUUCUACCGUGGCGCCGAUUGCUGCGUGCUGGUUUACGAUGUCAACAGCACCAAAUCCUUCGAAACGCUCGACUCCUGGCGUGAUGAGUUCCUGAUUCAAGCCUCGCCGCACGACCCGGAAGCAUUUCCAUUUGUGGUGUUGGGCAACAAGAUCGACAUGGGCGAGGAUCGGCGAACGGUGUCGCAGAAGAGGGCACACAGCUACUGCCAGAGCAGGCAGAUGCCCUACUUUGAGACAAGUGCCAAGGAGAGCAUUAAUGUUGAACAGGCAUUCGAGGUCAUCGCGCGGAAUGCGUUAGCGCAGGAAGAGAGUGAGGAGUACAGUGGCAACUUCUCCGACCCAAUCAACAUCAACCUGGAAGGCGAGAGAGAUGGCUGCGCUUGUUAA